Messenger RNA from Aphis gossypii (cotton aphid), 756 nucleotides. RefSeq names its product zinc finger MYM-type protein 1-like. NCBI's taxonomy places the organism in Eukaryota, Metazoa, Arthropoda, Insecta, Hemiptera, Aphididae. The coding region runs from base 1 to 756 and encodes 251 amino acids. The transcript has a single exon. The record is from RefSeq and is a predicted model, not a curated record.
AUGUCUCAUGAAAGUCAAAAAAAAUUAUUAUUAAUUAUUGCAGAAAUUAUUAGAUCUGUAAUUGUAAAACAACUCAAUGCAGCUGGAUUAUUCUCUGUUAUCAUUGACACAACGACCGAUGUGGCAAGACUGGAACAAUUUUCUUUUAUUGUUCGAUAUGUUCAUGAAGGAAACAUCGAAGAACGUUUAUUAAGUUUGAUUACAGCGUCAGAUGCUACAGGAAAAGGGCUGUAUAAUACUUUUUGUACUAUUACAGAAAUGUAUCAGAUUGAUUGGAAAACAAAAUUAUGCGCUCAAUCAUACGAUGGUGCUGCAGCUAUGCAAGGGGAGUACUCAGGAUUACGCACAUAUAUUCAGAAUGAAAAUCCCAAAUCAAUUUAUGUGUGGUGUUUCGCACACUUGCUUAACCUAGUUAUUGUCGAUACAUUAGAUUCUACAACUGAUACAAAAAUAUUUUUUGGGGACUUGCAUGGAAUUGUAACAUUUAUGCGAGCCAGGAAAAGAACUGCAACAUUUUAUGAAUGCCAAAAAAAAUUGAACAUUGGAUCUAAAGCUAAUGAUAGAAUUCGAAAAAUCAAAAAUUUCUCAGAUACACGGUGGACGUCCCAUGAUCGUGUUAUAACAGUAAUACAUGAUAAGUAUGAUGCUUUAAAAAAUACUUUAGAAUUGCUAUCAGAAUCCAGACAGAGUAACUGCUUCAAAUGCAAAAUCAUUUUUAUUAAUAAUUUCUUCGUUUCAUUUUGUAUUGGUUCUUAA